CCGAUUCCAAGUUGAGCCGCCCUGGAGAGCGGACCUGCCCGCGCACCCUCGCCGCAGUCGCACUCACCCCGCGAGCGUGCCAGUGCCGCCGCCGGCGAUACCUCCCGCGCUACCAAACUCCUCCGACUCCGAUAUCUUUGUUCUCGACACUUUCUCAAGUCUACAUCCUAAACUUUAAUAGCCGGUUGUUUGCUGCAAACUUCUCAGCGAAGGCGAUCGUACCGAAAACUUGAACACGUAAUUGUGAAAAAAUAAUUAAGUGUGUAUUCAUAAAUCGUUGUGUAAUGGAGUUCAAGUAUGCUCUGUUUUCCUGGAGGAUAAAUACAAAAAACCUGCACUAAAAGGUGGAGUGAAUCAGGCGCAGGUUGAAUAAUAUGUAAUACGUCACAGCCUGUGACGACCACAGACUUCACUUAGUGUGUGUGUGCUAACUGGUGCCGUAGAGUCGUCGAGCAGCAAAAAUGGGCAAGAAGAACUCAAAACUAAAACAAGAUACGAUCGACCGGCUUACCAGUGCUACCUACUUUACGGAGAAAGAGAUCCGGCUUUGGCACAAAGGAUUUCUGAAGGACUGUCCAAACGGUCUCCUCACUGAACAGGGGUUCAUUAAGAUCUACAAACAGUUCUUCCCUCAAGGUGACCCCAGCAAGUUUGCAUCAUUAGUGUUCAGAGUGUUCGACGAAAACAAUGAUGGUUCCAUCGAGUUUGAAGAAUUCAUACGAGCACUCUCGGUGACGUCACGGGGAAACCUAGACGAAAAGCUACAUUGGGCAUUCCGACUGUACGACGUUGACAACGAUGGUUACAUUACGCGCGACGAGAUGUACAACAUAGUCGACGCGAUCUAUCAAAUGGUGGGCCAGACGCCGCAGCCUGAGGACGACAACACUCCUCAGAAGCGCGUCGAUAAGAUCUUCGACCAGAUGGACAAGAACCAUGACGACCGCUUAACUCUGGAGGAAUUCCGCGAGGGUAGCAAGGCAGAUCCCCGCAUUGUUCAGGCUCUCUCACUUGGAGGCGAUUAAUCUACGGUCAUCCUCUCGCCGGAUUUCACAUUUACUUAGAGAGCUAUAAUAUCAUUCCGCCGCUUGUGUUUCUGUUUAUAUUAAUUGAAUGCUCGUCUAUAUUUAGAGUUUAAUGUUGAGUUCGUUUAUUCUUCAUCAUUUCCUAUUUUUAUAUAUAAGAAGGAAAUAUUGUUUUGUUUACAGUUAAGAUUUUUAUUUUAUUCACGAGUAAGUUAUAUAUAGGUAUGAAUGUUCAUUUCUUUAGCACAGGCGACGGAACAAUAUAAAUGAAUAUUAUUAUAAGUAAUAUUUGCCAAUACAUUGGAAAGGAGCGAGGCUUUAUUUAUUGAUACAUAUAAUAAUAAUAAUUAAAUGAAUAAUUCGCCCGCUACAAUAUUGUUUUGUCUUGGGUACCUACUUUAUAAUACAUAUUACGAUGACAGAUACAAAGCUAAUAACUGCUCAUAAUUAUGACGUUUUACAAUUUUUCACAUUUCCUAGUAGGUACAACAAGAAGUUACAUAAGCAUAUAAUCUGCCGUAUAAUCUCGAUACCAAGAGUCACACCAAUAAUUAAAAAUAUUAACAAAAAGACACCUCUAUUGUAAUAGUAAAUGUAUUCACGAUUGGUAUUGUAACUAUAAUAAUAGACAUUGAUGUGACAUAUAUACAACUAUGUUAAAUGUAUGCAUUUCAUGUAGUAUAGUAUUAUUACGUGUCCUCGAGAUCCGCUUCGUGUUGGCAAAUUUAAAAAUGCUCUUCCUGAAGUAAAUGAACUUCCAUAUUCAGAGGCCGUUGGGUGAACCGAAAAAGCCAUAUUUUUUCUGUUGCGAAAAAGGAAUGGAUCUGUUCAUCUCAUGUUACUAAGAAAAAUAAUGUAACGUAUUUACAGUACGGCCCACAAACCUGUUUCAACUAAUGAAUUCUGUGAAAAACUUUUGUCAAAAUCCUUAAACAAUAACUAGAAUUUGAAACAAAAUUAAAUUCGUGCGAGAGAAUGACCGGCGACAAACAGCUGGCUAUCGUAAUAAGUCGUUAGUGCACUAGGUACUUGAGAUAACUUCCGACAAAUGCGAUUAAACAUCAUCUUGUAAAAAUCGCCUAAUCUUAACGUCAUCAAUAAAACUUAUAAGUGAAGGCGUCAGCAGCGGGCGGGCACGCCGACAGUCGCACGCCGAGAGUCGCCAGCCGCGGCCACACGGUGCGGCCUGCUGACACGACGCUAACGAGUUUGAUAUUUUUCUGCGUUUUGUCAGAACAUAACGUUAUCACUUUACUGUUGUUGUUGAUAAAUUGUUAGUUUUUUAAGUGUUGCGCCCCAUUAACGUUAAAUUUGCAUUUUAAGACAAUAUGAAAUUUUUGGCGAACAGGCGUUUUGGGUUUUUACUGCCCCAUAUUUAUAAAAAAAUACUCUCAUCAAAUUUGAGUGCAGAUGUGGCAAAGCCAUAAAACGAAUUGUGACGUUUUUUAUCAAAUAUGAAAUUUUGCUCGUCUACAAUUUUUGGAAACUAUGUUGAAGACGAGAUGCAACAUUUUUUAACUUAUGAAAAUCGUAAAUUUAAUGAUUAAACUUAAGAAUUAGACAUUGAUUUAUUUUAAAUACGUAGUGAAUUGGAGAAGCAAUUUGUUAAUAAUGAAGAAUGGUGUAAAAUUGUUAUAAAAAGGGAAUAAAAAAUAGUGUAAUUGUAAUAAUGGUGAUUGUUGAGAUGAGCGCGAUGCGUUCUUACUGCGCAGUUCUUUUGGCGAGUUUUAUCAAGAGGAUAAACAAAAUCGAUUAACUUCAUUGUAUCUAUGUUCAUGACAAUUAUCCAAAUGUUAGAGCAGUAGUAGAUUACGUAGUUUGUGUAAAACAUUUUAACUUUGAAAUUAUAGCACAAUUGUAACAUUUCCAGUCGCCCGGAGUCGCCUAACCGGCGCAUUAAGCACUUUUCUUGGAGAGCACUAAUCUUAUCAUAAAACAUAGAUAUACAUUUAUAUAAUCGUUCCCUAAUAUAUAUUAUAGUUUCUACCUGUAUCUAUACAACUUAGCCCCUAAGAUUGGGGUACCUACAUCUCUAUCUCCAUCCUCUUUCGGGUAUUGAAAACAUAUAUUUUGGAGGACUUUUGGAUAUUUCCGUUUAGCGAUUCUCAACAUAAUGUAGUUGUUAAGAGUCUACUUAUUACUUAUCGUAUAAGAAAGUUACCUACAGCUUUAUACAAACAUAAUUGUUAUCUUUUGCUUAUAAAGUAAACUAAACUUAUGAUACAUGUAAUGGAUUUCUAUAUUUGAUUGAAGUUUCGCGGAUCUUAACCUUUUCAGCUACUUCUAGCAUGGCGUUGUCCGUAUAAAAUGUUUUGAAACAUUAGGUAGGUUUAUAUUGGUAGUUUUGGAUCACGUGUCAAUUUGGGUCUUUCAACAGUGUUUGUAGACAUUAAGAUGCGUUUUUAAACGAACUAGUGUAGGAAAUUGUCGCGGGCUGUGCAUUUCGUAUAGGAUAAGUAGCAGAUCUCAAGUUGGACUACUGAAAAUGUAUCUUAUACCUACAGCUCUUGUUAAUCAAUUACCAAUUAAUUUUAGUUAUCUUUGUGGAAAAAAGGCUUUUCUUUCCUUACUUUUACAACUUAUGGACGACAGUUUCAGUUAAAUGGACUAACCGCAAUGCAGGUGUGUACCAGACCCAGACCUGAAAUCACACUGAGGUCAUAUCAUAGUUUACUGGGAAUGAUCUACCAUCGGAAUAUCUAACUUGCUUCAUCUUACAUCCUACGAGGCAAUAAUAUAUUUUGGGCAAGCUCGUGAAACCAAAAUCUCUGUCUCAGUGCCGGGUAACUUGGUCCAUGUUACUGAUGGCAGGUGUAGUGUAUUUUUUAAGUUUUUUUAUUGUUCUUAUUAACCUACCUAUAUCGAUCGCCAUGAACUAGUUACUUAUCUAUGUAUCUACUCAAGGAAACGAUUGGUAGAGAAUUUGUUAUUUACUAACACGGCUAUUAUGUUACAUAAAUAUUUUUGUGUAGCUAUUAUAGCUGGACUCAUGGCAAUGACGGACUGAAAGUUAAUAUUCUCAGCAUGGGGACAUUUUGCAACACAAAAGCUUGAAUCGUGAAUUAUUCUAGGACUAAGUACCCAUCAUGAUCCUUUUUAAACGCUUUAUAACCUUAUCUUCGGUAACAUCUGCUGAGAUUUAAAUAAUCAUAUUUAAUAAUAUAAAAUAAUCAUAUGAAACGUAAUUAUAUAGACAUAGUAUUUUUCAGUAGCGAAUUUCUUGCUCCAUGAUUGCGUAACUGUUACCGCUUGAUAACUUCGAUCUAUUUUACUGGCUUCUUGGGGAACAGGUAGGUAUACGCCAAACUCGAGCUAGAUGGAAUUAGGCAUGACAAAGUUGGAAUUAAUACGAACCCAGAAUACCGAGAUUUUGUAAACCAUAUAAUUGCAUUUCAGUGGAGUUACUUGCAAGCUCCUAAGUUCAUAUAGAUCGAGUACGGACAAGUCAUUAUUAAUUAGAAAUGUUUUACAAAUCUUUUAACAAUCAUUUUUCAGUGAGCGUCAAAUAUUCAACCGAUAAAAUAACAAUUAGGACCUAGGUACCUAUUUAUAAUUUAUCUAUGUUUAAAGCGAAGGCGCCUAAUUGGAAUUUCUUGUGCCUAGUUAAAGAGAGAAGUAAUUAAAUAAAGUACCUAGGCAUUUUAGAUCAGUAUUCUAACACAGAGGCAGCUAGGUACACAUUUUUGUACCCAAAAACCUCUAACGAUUGUAACUUUUUUAAAACAUAUAUCAGGUUGAUAUACCUAUUAUUGUUUUUUCGUAUUACUUGAAAACCCUCUCCUUUUAUCAAUAGUAAUCCUGGAAAAUUUCAAUAUGUAUUAACAGUACCUACAAUGAUGUAAACCUUAUAUGUAUAUUCAUGAGACAUACAUAGUAAUGUAUAAGUAUAUACUUCGAUGACAAUGCAACUUCUUUAUUCAACUAGCUACUCGUAAUAAACAGGCAAGCAUAAUUUUAUGUGUCAUUUUGUAACGGCGGAGAGCGGAAUAAAAUUAAAAUGAAGAUUUACUUUAAUAUUGUUUUCUAUGGGUCCCCGGGACGAUCAGGAGCCUUACGUGAGGUUUCACCUUUAUUGGCCCAUAGGUAUAUGGUACCCCGUCCAGUCCAAUUAACUAUCCUUGCCACAGAAAGUAAAAUUUCGUAAAGUAAAAUUCGUUUCCGACGGAGAUUCGACAUUCAUUUCCUCGGGUUUAAGGAUCGGUAUAAAUUGAGAUAGCGAGUCACUCACGAACAUUUAGAAAUAAAUCUUCAAGCAACUGGACUCUCUCUCGGGGACUCAUAAAAUAAUCUAAGAAGAAAAAUACAUUAAAACUUGUAAAGUUACUUCAGCAAUAUAAUCGCCAUUCACCGAUUUGUAAUCAUGCCUAUUUAUAACUGAUAAUACCUACUUAUUCUCUUUCUAUGUAAAUAGUAAUUUAUUAUUCGCCUACUUUCAUAGAUAUUAUGAUAAUCACUUUUAAUAAUAAUGAUGAUUAAUAAUAAACGA
Messenger RNA from Helicoverpa zea (corn earworm), 5511 nucleotides. Its product is annotated as frequenin-1. The record is from RefSeq and is a predicted model, not a curated record. Gene Ontology annotation, molecular function: calcium ion binding; calcium sensitive guanylate cyclase activator activity. Bases 462 to 1025 code for a protein of 187 amino acids. NCBI's taxonomy places the organism in Eukaryota, Metazoa, Arthropoda, Insecta, Lepidoptera, Noctuidae. The transcript is spliced from 9 exons.